GUUAUACGCCGCGGCCACCCCAGUACAGUGCAGGUGUUCGUACCGAGCGGUCGAUCGCGUGUGAGUUCCACGAGUUUAGUGUAGUGGUGUGCGUGUGUAUGUAUGUGUCCAGUGCGUACGCGAGUGUUGAGAGAAAUUAAGGAGCGGAGUAGUGUACAAGUAGCACGAAUCAAUUCAUUCCUAAACCUGGAAGUGUUUGCGUUUUGCGCGAAAAGGAAGUGAAACGACGAGUACCAUGGCUAUGAGCAAAGCGAUACGGGUCUGUGGCCAUCUUAGGCAGUGGUCCGGCAGUGUUGUACCGUCGCGGAAAGUGCAGCUACACCCCUCCGCUACUCUACUGUACAGUGCCACAGCAGUGUCCCCGGACGUACGGCAGUUUGCCACCAGCAGCGGUCGGCAGGAAAAGUUGGCCACCAAGAGCGUCCAGAAGCAUGACUGGAACCGGGCCGUUAGUGAGGCGGAAAAGAUUGUCGGCUAUCCGACGUCGUUCCUGAGCCUGCGGUGGUUACUGAGCGACGAGAUCGCGAACGUGGCUCUGCAUCUGCGGAAGCUGGUCGGGAGCAAUCAUCCACUGCUGAAAACUGCCAAAACUUUGAUUUAUAACGACAAAAAUCAACAGGCAUGGGGACUGAUCGUGCUGCUCGUGUCGAAAGCGGCCGGACAUGUGGCCAACAUACCCGACAUGGAGCAGGACAAGAGUGCCGGUGUGCUACAUUCGCAGCGUGCGCUGGCCGAAGUCACGGAGAUGAUCCGUACCUCGCAUCUCGUGCAUCAGGGCAUGCUUAAUCUGCAGUCGUUCGAUAACGCCGGUAAUGAUCUGAGCGGUGACAGCGAUAUGAUCUUCGGCAACAAGAUCGCGCUGCUCGGUGGUGAUUAUCUGCUUGCGAAUGCUUGUCAGCAGGUGGCGACGCUAAGGAAUCAAGACUUGAACAUGCUCAUUUCGUCCGCGUUCCGAGAUCUUGCCGAAUCGAACUUUAUCGGUGAACGGGAUGAACAGAACAACCCGCUGCCAACCAAACCGAGUGCCCUCGCGAAGGAACUGGCAACCGAUGUGAACAGUUUGGACGAUUUGGGUUUCGGCGAUCUGGAGGAUAAUACCGAACCGAUGAAGAUUGACGGUGUGGUUGGCAAUCCCGAAAAGGAAUGGUCACUGCGACACGUGCUCGGCGGUGGUAGUCUGCUGGGGAAGAGCUGUCAGGGAGCGCUAAUGCUCGGCGGUCAUCCGGAAUCGCUGCAGAAGCAGGGCUAUCAGUUCGGCAAGCAUCUGUCGCUGGCCUGGCAGGCAUGCAUCGACAUGCAACCGUUCCUGUUGCCGAAGCUUCCGAUGGGUGCUCAGUUCAGCUUGGUGUCCGCCCCGGUACUGUUCCACCUCGAGCACGAUACUGAUCUGUACGAAGAGAUCGAGAAGGGUCGCCGAUCGGUCGACAACAUCGACUACACCAAAGUCCACCAGGCAGUGCUCGAUGGGCCCGGGCUAGAGAAGACAAAAAUUCUUCAGCGCAAGCACAGCCUAGCAGCCAUGAAGGUGCUGAACGAAUUGCCGGCCACAGACGCCCGGAGAGCAUUGCAGAAUAUUAUUCUAGCAAUGCAAGAGUUGUAAGGGAGAUGAGAGUUGAGAGUAGCGAAGAAAAU
Messenger RNA from Anopheles stephensi (Asian malaria mosquito), 1632 nucleotides. Its product is annotated as decaprenyl-diphosphate synthase subunit 2-like. NCBI's taxonomy places the organism in Eukaryota, Metazoa, Arthropoda, Insecta, Diptera, Culicidae. Gene Ontology annotation, molecular function: prenyltransferase activity. Gene Ontology annotation, biological process: ubiquinone biosynthetic process; isoprenoid biosynthetic process. The record is from RefSeq and is a predicted model, not a curated record. Gene Ontology annotation, cellular component: mitochondrion; transferase complex. Bases 236 to 1600 code for a protein of 454 amino acids. The transcript has 4 exons.